Messenger RNA from Melopsittacus undulatus (budgerigar), 6856 nucleotides. It is a transcript of the gene LRRC7, whose product is annotated as leucine rich repeat containing 7. The transcript has 25 exons. Lineage: Eukaryota; Metazoa; Chordata; Aves; Psittaciformes; Psittaculidae. Gene Ontology annotation, cellular component: basolateral plasma membrane; axon initial segment; adherens junction. Gene Ontology annotation, molecular function: protein binding. Bases 22 to 4386 code for a protein of 1454 amino acids. The record is from RefSeq and is a predicted model, not a curated record. Gene Ontology annotation, biological process: cell-cell adhesion; establishment or maintenance of epithelial cell apical/basal polarity; embryo development.
CCCUCAGUAUGCUGCUUGGAGAUGACAACCAAAAGGAAGAUCAUCGGCCGCCUCGUGCCCUGCCGAUGUUUCCGUGGAGAAGAAGAAAUCGUCUCCGUGUUGGAUUACUCUCACUGUGGCCUACAGCAGGUGCCAAAGGAGGUGUUCAGCUUUGAACGGACACUAGAGGAGCUUUACCUAGAUGCCAAUCAAAUUGAAGAGCUACCUAAGCAACUGUUCAACUGUCAAGCUCUCCGCAAGCUGAGCAUCCCAGACAACGACCUUUCCAGCCUGCCAACCACUAUUGCCAGCUUGGUGAAUCUCAGAGAACUUGAUAUCAGUAAAAAUGGAAUUCAAGAUUUUCCAGAGAAUAUUAAAUGUUGUAAAUGUUUAACAAUUAUUGAAGCCAGUGUCAAUCCGGUCUCCAAGCUGCCAGAUGGCUUCACACAACUUCUAAAUUUGACCCAGCUCUAUCUAAACGAUGCCUUUUUGGAGUUUCUUCCAGCUAACUUUGGAAGACUUGUCAAAUUGCGAAUUUUGGAGUUAAGAGAAAAUCACUUGAAAACUCUACCAAAGUCAAUGCACAAACUGACUCAGCUGGAAAGGCUUGAUCUGGGCAAUAAUGAAUUCUCUGAACUGCCUGAAGUUCUCGAACAAAUACAGAAUCUAAAGGAGUUGUGGAUGGACAACAAUUCCUUGCAAGUACUACCUGGGUCUAUAGGGAAGUUAAAACAGCUCGUGUACCUGGAUGUGUCAAAAAACAGGAUAGAAACUGUGGAUUUGGACAUAUCAGGAUGUGAAGGACUUGAAGAUCUCUUAUUGUCAUCCAAUAUGUUGCAGCAACUGCCAGACUCCAUAGGACUGUUGAAGAGGCUCACAACUUUGAAAGUAGAUGACAAUCAGCUUACAAUUCUGCCAAAUGCAAUUGGAAAUUUGUCUUUGUUAGAAGAAUUUGACUGCAGCUGUAAUGAGUUGGAGUCUCUACCUUCCACCAUCGGCUACCUUCACAACCUGAGGACAUUGGCUGUGGAUGAGAAUUUCCUUCCUGAGCUACCCAGAGAAAUUGGGAGCUGUAAAAAUGUAACAGUGAUGUCUCUGCGCUCCAACAAGCUGGAAUUCCUCCCUGAUGAAAUUGGGCAGAUGCAGAAGCUGCGAGUGUUAAAUCUGAGUGAUAACAGGCUGAAGAAUUUACCCUUCACUUUUACAAAGCUCAAAGAACUUGCAGCUUUGUGGCUCUCUGACAACCAGUCCAAGGCUCUCAUUCCACUGCAAACUGAGGCUCACCCCGAAACAAAGCAGCGAGUACUGACUAACUACAUGUUUCCCCAGCAACCCCGCAGCGAUGAAGUGUAUUUCCAGUCAGACAGUGAUAGUUUUAACCCCACUUUAUGGGAGGAGCAGAGACAGCAACGUAUGACUGUUGCCUUUGAAUUCGAAGAAAAAAAGGAAGAGGAGGAAAAUGCAGGGAAAGUUGAAAUAAAUCUAAAACGUUAUCCCACUCCAUACCCGGAGGAUUUAAAGAAUAUGGUAAAAUCAGUUCAAAAUCUGGUGGGCAAACCAAGCCAUGGAGUACGGCCUGAGAACGCAGCACCAACCAUCAACAGUGACCAAACUGUGAAAGACAAGUAUGAGCACAAGUGGCCCAUGGCACCAAAGGAGAUUUCAGUGGAGGAAGCCUUUGGACAUCCUCCCACCGAGAUGAGGAUAGGGGAACUCCGUCCCUCCAUGCCAGAGACUCCCUUGUACCCACCCAAACUUGUCCUUCUGAGUAAAGACAAGAAAGAAUCCACCGACGAGUCUGAAGCAGAUAAGAUCCAUUGUAUGAACAACAGCGUUUCCUCAGGCACUUAUUCCGACUAUUCCCCUUCCCAGGCUUCCUCAGGGUCCUCCAACACGCAUGUUAAAAUGGGGUCCUUGCAGACAACGGCUAAAGAAGCAGUAAACAACUCUUUGUGGGGGAACAGGUUGGCCCAGUCCUUCCCACAGCCCAUUGAAACAAAGCCAUUGCUGAGCCAGCGGGAGCCGGUGCCGGCCGGGAGCCUGCCGCAGCGCACGGACCGGCGCCCGCUGAGCGACACCUUCACCGACAGCUGGAACGACAGCACCCACUACGACAACACGGGCUUCGUGGCAGAGGAGAGCGCGGUGGAGAACCCCAGCGCCAACCCCCUCCUGAGCGCCAAGUCCAGGAGCACAUCCGCACACGGACGCAGGCCGCUGAUCCGGCAAGACAGGAUCGUCGGCAUUCCCCUGGAGCUGGAGCAGCCGACGCUCAGAAACACACACGAAUCUGAAGUGCCUCCUCCCAACCCUUGGCAAAAUUGGACCAGAACCCCCAGUCCUUUUGAAGACAGGACAGCUUUUCCUUCCAAACUGGAAAGCACCCCCACCACCAGCCCUUUGCCCGAGCGGAAAGAUCAUAUCAAAGAGUCUCCCGAAAUGACUAGCACUUUCACUCCGGGAAUACCAUGGGAAUAUCACGAUCCAAAUGCUAACCGAAGUCUCACAAACGUCUUUUCCCAUAUCCACUGUCGCCCGGAUCCUUCCAAAAAUGUGAUUUCAAUCAGCAAGAGCACGGAGCGGCUUUCCCCCAUGAUGAGGGAUUUAAAAACGAACAAAUUUAAGAAGUCUCAAAGUAUCGAUGAGAUAGACAUUGGUGCCUACAAAGUGUAUAAUAUCCCCUUAGAAAACUAUGCAUCUGGUAACGAUACCGUAGGCACCCACGAGAGGGUGGACAAGCUCCUGGGCCCUGAGCACGGCAUGCUGAGCAUGUCCCGCAGCCAGUCCGUCCCCAUGCUGGACGACGAGCUGCUGACCUACGGCAGCGUCAAGGUGCAGCCGCAGCAGAAGUCGUCCGUCACGAAGAAGGUCUACCAGUUCGACCAAAGCUUCAACCCGCAGGGAGCUGUGGAGGUGACUGCAGACAAGAGGCUCCUGCCGCCGUUCCAGCUCAACCCCGACUACAUCCCCCAGCAGAGUAAGAACCUGCCGCAGGAGCUGGUGAGCCCGAGGGCUUACCGCGGCUACCCGCCCGUGGAGCACAUGUUCUCCUUCUCCCAGCCCUCGGUGAAUGAUGAGGUGGUUGCGACCCCCUUUGCCACCCAGACCUCCCGGCCGGGCUUCUUGAGGAGGGCGGAUUCGCUGGCCAGCUCCACCGAGAUGUCCAUGUUCCGGAGGGUCAGUGAGCCCCACGACCUGCCCCCCGGCGACAGGUAUGGCAGGGCCCCGUACCGCGGUGCCGUGGAGCGCCAGGGCAGUAUCUCGGUGGCCGAGUCGCAGUUCCUCAAGAGGAACGGCAGGUACGAAGACGAGCACCCUUCCUACCAAGAAGUGAAAGCCCAGACUGGAAGCUUUCCCGUUAAAAACCUGACACAAAGGAGGCCGUUGUCUGCAAGAAGCUACAGUACAGAGAGUUACGGCACAUCCCAAACCAGGCCGGUCUCAGCGAGGCCUACAAUGGCAGCUCUGCUGGAAAAGAUUCCGUCAGACUAUAACUUGGGUAACUAUGGCGACAAGCCUUCCGAUAGCAGUGAUAUAAAGACAAGGCCUACCCCUGUGAAGGGAAAUGAGAGCUGUGCUAAAAUGCCCGCUGACUGGAGACAACAGCUACUUAGACAUAUAGAAGCUAGAAGGUUAGACAGGACCGCUGCUUACAAACACAACACAGUUAGCCUUGGCAUGCUGCACUCUGGAGGGUUUUCAGCAAUGCAUGCCGGCAGAAGCAUGACUUUAAACUUGCAGACUAAAUCUAAAUUUGAAAACCAAAUGCUUCAAGAGCUACCUCUACCGAAAACCCCAUCGCAGCAGAGCAGCAUUCUGGACAAUGGGCAGGAGGAGGUGUCCGUGAGCAGCCAGUGGAACCCCUACCCGCUGGGCCGGCGGGACGUGCCCCCAGACACCGUCACCAAGAAGGCAGGUAGCCAUAUCCAGACUCUCAUGGGAUCCCAAAGCCUUCAGCAUCGGAGCCGUGAGCAGCAGUACGAAGGGAACAUGAACAAAGUCACCAUCCAGCAGUACCAGCCGCCGCUGCCCAUCCAGAUUCCCUCCUCGCAGAGCUCUCGGGCACCUCAGACGGGGCGAUGCUUAAUCCAAACCAAGGGCCAGAGAAGCACCGAGGCGUACCAGGAGCAGUUUUGUGUGAGGAUAGAGAAGAAUCCUGGCCUUGGUUUUAGUAUCAGCGGUGGAAUAAGCGGACAAGGAAAUCCAUUCAAACCUUCCGAUAAGGGUAUCUUUGUUACUAGGGUUCAGCCUGACGGACCAGCAUCCAGCCUGCUCCAGCCUGGCGACAAGAUCCUCCAGGCAAACGGACACAGUUUUGUACAUAUGGAACACGAGAAGGCUGUAUUACUCCUGAAGAGUUUCCAGAACACAGUAGACCUAGUUAUUCAACGUGAGCUUACUGUCUAACUAUUUUUUUAUAAAUAGUAAAUAUGUCUAGCCAGAUCUAAUGUUCAAACAGAUUUAUACAUAGGAAACAAAUUUUUUUGCCAAUUGCUGGACCAAUGGCAAACAGUAGUGCCAAAUGUAAAAUACUCUAUGUUAGUACCAAUCAUCUUGAAAAAAUAUAUUAACUAUAUAAAUAUAUUGUUCAUGUGGCUACGUAUUAGUUUUACUUGUCAGCCUCUGGCUGUGCAUUGGUGCGUUUUUUUAAUCCAGUUACUUCUUAAAGUCAAUUUCAUAUGAUUUCAAAACACAGAAGCACAUACAAAUUCUUUAGGAAUUCUGCUGUCCAUCAGAAACACUGCCUCAAAGUUGUAUAUGCCUUUAUAAAGAUAAAAUAUAUAAACCUGUACUUCCCAUGAAAUAUUUCUAUCAUGUCACAUACAAAAAUAGAGAGAAAAAAUAUUUUCAUAAACACCUCAAAGAAAGUAUAUAUUAAAUUAAAUUUACUAAUGUUCAUUUAUUUUCAAUGCAAAGAUAUUAUAUGCCUUAUGAAAAUACCUGUACAUAUGCAGUGUGUAUAGCUGGCUCCAUAUGAAUUAGUAAAAAUGUCACUAUACAGGGUGAGAUACUUAAUAAAUUACACUCGACUCUGGGACCUACACAAAGAACUGAGAUGAAAUUGGUUAACUUCUGUCGUUUGACACUUUUAGUUGAUCCCAUGGGAACACACUUGGUGGACGAGCAAUGAGUUCAGGCAGGUAUGGUCAGAAAUGGAAGAAGGUUGUGAUGGGUGGCAGUAAAAGCACCUUUUGUUGCUGCUGAUUUUAUUAUUUCAGGUUUUAAUUUAAUGACAGGCUCUUUAGUUCCAUUCCCUGUGCCUCCCAGUCUUACCCUGUUCUGUGUUUUCACACUGGUCCAGCCAUGUUCCCCCCGGUCACUGUGUCACUGUCAGGGAGGCUUCAACCUUUGUCUGUUCCUUCAGUUGGGUAAUGUGGCUCAGGGGGAGCAGGUUCAGUCCCCGGAGGUGAUGCUGACCUGGCCUGGGGAAAGCUUCCCAAUUGAAGUGUGAAGCUGGAAAACCCUUCACGUCCACAUCCUAGAGCUGUCCCAACAGAGCAUCCUGACAGCACACAACUGCUGCUGUUGCAGGCAUCCGUCAUGUCUGUAACCAACGGCAAGGUGGAGAAAUAUAAGAAACGGGUUUUAAAGGGACCCAGUUCCCUCUGACCUGAUGGCACCAGUUGCACUGGCCAGGCUCCCUUACAUCUUUUCCACCUGGAUUAGAAACUCAAGGCAGAGGAGUGUAGCUAUAGCAUGAGGACAUGGACAGAACACUGCACUCUGCUGCUUGCAAGAGCCUCUAGAAUUCUCACCCUUCCUGCUCUCCCAUCAGGUACAUGCUGACUGGGCUAAUUCUGUUCAGAUUAAACAGAGCUGUGACAUGCAGCCCCUGUCUGCUGCACCCUGGUGUAACUGCACCCAGGGCAACCCAGCAGCACGCUGAAUGCAGUGGGUGGAAGGACUGAGCAGCACAAGGUGCCAUCAGCAUUCCUACCAGCCAAUGUGCCCCUGCCACCACUGGAGCACACCCCUACCAGCAGCUCCAGCGUGGGGAGGUUGGUGUGCCAAGGGCUUAUGCCCAUAUCAAGGUAAACUGGGAGAAAGGAAAACUGCUGCAGCUACUGGGCAGUCACUUGGUGCUGGGAGAGGGUGGUGGUUCUGUGACCACGUGUGCAUGUGGGAGAGGAGACAAAGCACCCCACACAUAAAAAGUAAAUCACCGAUUAGUCAGUAAAAUGGUGCAGCAGGAACCAUCCUCUCGUGCUGUUAGGAAGCACCAGAUUUGGGAAUUUUUUUCCCCUUUUUUUCUGACUGUAUGGCAGCUGCUAAGCCCAUCGGGAUGACUUGAUUCUUGGGCUCACCUCUGCCAUGGGAGCUCUUUAGCCAUCAUCUGGGAAGCGAUACUUCUGCAUUUGCACAUAAGCUCCCUGUGCACUGGCUGUUGCAUGUUGGAAGGGACCUUAAAGCUCCUCCAGUUCCAAAACCUUCCCAUGGGCAGGGACCCCUUCCACUGGAGCAGCUUGCUCCAAGCCCCUGUAUCCAACCUGGCCUUGAGCACUGCCAGGGAUGGGGCAGCCACAGCUUCUCCCUCCUUCAUCUUCUAUCUCCCUCCUCCUCAGUCAACGGGAGAAAUUAAGUUUAUCUGCAUAAAUAUUAAUGAAACAUAAAUUCCAAGCCCACCUAGUGUAAAUCUGCCCUUAUCCAAGGAAGUGCUCCAAGUGACAGCACCAUAGUGCUGCUGGCACUGUCAGACACCAGCAGGUGCCAAUGAGCUACAGCCAAAGCUUACUCUAAGUUUUCCAGUUUGGAGAAGUUAUUUUAUGAUAUUCAGAACACCAAUUUAAAUAAUUAAUACUUAUCAGUAAAUUAAAACCUUCUUGAUGCCACCAGCUGAAAGAGCUCGCUGGAUUCACAAGAGCUGGAGCUGGAUUGU